Gryllus bimaculatus (two-spotted cricket) is the source of this 8485-nucleotide messenger RNA. Lineage: Eukaryota; Metazoa; Arthropoda; Insecta; Orthoptera; Gryllidae. The record is from the annotation of a GenBank genome assembly.
UUUCCACUUCCGGCAUUGUCAUUGAAUGUCAUAUUUGUAGAAAGCAUUCCGAAUCAACGAGACCGUGCAUGUAUUGCUUGUAGUCUGUAGAAAACGUUAAUAGAGUCCUCUGCAAGUCCAGCAUUCUCAAUACCAGAACCUUAGCAUUAGCCUGUAGAUGCGUCGUAGUUUUAUAAUAAUCUCACUACGCGGAGCUUGUAUUUCGUUCGUCUGCCGUCGCAAAUUCUAGUUGUGGCUUCAACGGUGAAGUCGCUGUUUCCACUUUUUGUGCAGCCAAUUAGUGUUAUAAGGUCGGAUUGUGAUACGAGGUUUGAGAAUCCGGCACUGUUAGAUUUUUCAUAUGUCGGAUAAAAAAGCAUACCCUGUUGCCGCAGGGCAACCUCCUGCUGGCUAUGUGCCUGGGCCCCCUCCUGCAGCUUAUGGAGUCCCAGGGGCUGCCCCCUAUGGGGUUUUCCCCUCGCAAGCCCAGUUGUACGCAGCUGCCGCGGCAGCCCAAGGGCCACCCCCCACGUACGACCAGUCGCUGCCACACCCAGCUGCUGUCAACCAGCAGGUGGCAUAUUCCACAGGGCUGUCACAGAUGUAUGCAGCCCAGGGUGCAGCUGCAGCUCAGAUGUAUGCAGCAGCUGCUGCCCCAGGAUAUCCUGGGUACUUAGGGUACCCGGCCUACAGCCCGAUGCAGGCAGCUGCCUAUUACCCAUCUCUGGCUGCAUAUUCGUAUCCAGGGAUGCAACCGGCACAACUGCGGCCCACAAUCAUGGUGCCUAAUAGCUUUGAUGCUGGAGCUCGUUUUGAUGGCAUUGCGCAGCCAGUUCUGCCACCAGCCCCCCCUGGUGUAGCUCCAAAUGCUGCCCAGCUAGCAGCCAUGGCUGGCCAUAAUGUGGCCCUAACACAAAAGAAAGGAUCGUUCCUGGCUGGAGGAAGUGAUGGAGGCUACACUUUCUGGUAGAUAUGCAGAGGAAGUAACAGCUGGUAACACUGUGGUUAUUGCACAUGCUCAUGGAAAGAAAAGAUGGAAUGCAGGUGUUGACAACAGGUUUUUGCCUGACUUCUGUGCCACUUUGCUGUCUAAAUUUUUUGGUACCAAAGUAAUUGCUUUGAUAUGUAGUGGUGCUUGCUAUUACUUCAAAAAAAGAAAAAAUAAACAAAAAAUAAUUGUUGUUGUUGUUUAUAUAGGACCUACUGGAAUUCUAUGCUAGGUUUGGCUUAGUAUUUAAAAAAUUCUUUGUUAUGUCAAAUAAUAUUGGAGAGACUUGAAAUUUCCUUAUUUCUCUAGUCCUGAUGCAAAAUAGCUUGAUAUUCAUCAGGUGAAUAGUGUUUUUGUUUGAAAAAUGGAAGGUACUAGCAUUGAAUGUCAAAGGCUCUCUUGUGCACUAGCUACUCUCAUUUACCAUCUCUUUUGAAAAUUCAUUUAAAUUCAGAAACUCAAUUAUUAUGAUGGAGUAAAAGAUAUUGAAACAGAUUGGGAAAUAAGGUGGGGUAAUUUGAAUUUGUAGUAAUUAUUGUGAAGGUUCAGUUACACAGUUUAUGCCUGUGUCUAAUAACAAAAAAAUUUUGAUGAUUGUGAUUUUCCCAUUAUACUAGCAUUUCAGUGACAGUCGUAGAUGUUUUUUAAAAACUGCAGAUGAUAAAUUUUUUCUGCUCAUUAAGAAUUACUUUGUCACCAUUCUUUAAACUUUCUUCAAAAGUGCCUUUUGAAGUGUCAAAGAAAUGAUUAUGUUGGUAGUGUAACAUUGAAUCACCAUUCAUGAAAUAUCUAUCUUAACUAUUAAAUUCUUGGAGAAAACUAAAUUAACUUCAAAUACAAACAUGAUCUGCUGAUUUGUUAUUAAUGCCAAUAAUAAUACCUGAAACCUAGCUGGUGAAGAAUUUAAAAUCUUAAAGUAAAAUAACAUCCUUUUGCUUCUUAGUCUUUUUUUUGGGAUUUUUUUGGGGAGGGGGGUGUUAUUUCAAUAUUGUAAUAUUUUGCAUUUAUUCUAUGGACUUGAAGUACAUAUUUCAGGUUUUAUUCUAUAAUUAAGAUCCUUGUAGUAUUGGAACAAGUGUGAAUGUAAUAAUUCUCUAAAACACAAGAGAAAGUCUAAUUAUAUGAAAUUGUUAAAGUUAAAAAAAUGUUGAAUUGUUUUUAAUAAGCUGCAAAGCAGUGAAAUCAGGUGGUAGAACUUAACAGUGAUAUCCUUGAAUAUAUUAUAUUAUAUUUUUGUAAAAUAGUUUUGUGCCACAAGCCUAUUCCUCAAAUGUAUCUGACUUGAAAUAUUUGUUCUUUCUGAAAACUGUCAUUUUUUAAAUCCUGUAUUUACUUAUUUGCAUUGUUUUUUGUUAUUUCUUGUCUGUUACUCAUUAAAUUGUUUGUUAUUUACUUACAACCAGUGGAACAUCAUUAAUAAUAAUAAUAAUAAUAAUAAAAAUUUGCUUUGCAUGGGACUUUAGAGCUGCCCGUGUGAUCUUAGUGUUUAAUUGUUUAGGUUCAGGUAUGCAGUAUAUUGUUAAUGUUUUCUCUCGAAUUUUGUUAUAAUGUAAUUACAAGAAGUCCUGUAUUGUCAUUUAUAUAUUAAAGCAAACAUUGGUACCAAAGUCUGUGAUCUGUUUCUAGUAUACAUGUAGAGACGCAAAGUGGUGAGAAGUUGGCGUUAGAAGAGAAUACAAUUGCAGUGAACGUGAGGAAAAAAAACACAAAAAGGCUAUAUAACAUAAGUCUUAUUGUUUCUUGUAACCCACAUUGAGGUAAGAUGGUGAAAUAUUUGCUCCUAACAAGGAUACCAACAAAUAUUUCAGCUUUCUUCAGUGUGUAUUUCUGUAGCUUUAAUAUAUUAUUGAGUGAAGUAGUGAGGUAAGAGAUACUCACUAGAUAACAGAAGCAAUGUGAAAAGUUUUCGGAAGGAUGUAGGCAACAAAGUAUGUUGAAAAAGAUUGUCUAAAUUUAUUGACGCUUCUAUCCUUUGGAUUAUCAUUUAAAUAUGCUAUCAUUUUAUCUCUAAAGAAAUUCUAUUGUUAUAAAAACAUUAAUUAAUAUUCCUAAUCAAUUUUACUUGUAAAGUAACGUGGAACUCAACAAAAGAAAAGCUGCCAUUAAAACAUUGAAGAUUUAUCAGCAUUCUUCCAAUAUUGGACACAUGUUACCCUUUAUAUUUUGUUACAAAAGAGUCUUAAGUUUCAUAAAUUAUAGUUGUACAUUCCUAUUUCAAUCAUUGACUGCAGGAGAAAAAUACAUUUAAAAAGCAACUUUUCAUAUCUUAUUUUUCCAAAUAGUUUUUUAUACUAGUAUUUUCUGGUGAAUUUCUUUUCUUUUAAUUUCUUUUUCCCUCUUUCCUCGUUUUAUACAAUAAAAUAAUGAAUUUUGUAACUAAUUUUUUCUCAAUGGAAUAUAUUUGUUCUGAAAAAUUAGAGUACUCUUUUGUAAUGCUACUCUUCUAGCUACCUUACAUUCCCGGAAAUUAGAUGUAGAAAUUUAGCAACUGGUCGGUAUAUAAAUAUUGGAAUUUAUCGAAAGACAUGAUGGAUCCACAUUACUGAGAAAGUGCACAAUUCCCUGAUUGUUACAUGAAUGAAAGGGUAUUCAUUGAAGUAGCGGUAACUAAGAGCGCAUCCCUGGAACAAGGCUGUAGAAAUGAACAUUCUGUGACUGAUCAAAUGUAAAAGAUUUGAUAAUUGCAUGUGAAUACACAGGUGACAUGACACAUUUUACCUAAAAGAAAAAAUCUGCAUUUUUAGAAAUGUUUGGGGCUUUCUUUAAUGUCUAGUGGUAAACCCUAUAAUUGGACAUUCUUAUCAGAUGACAUUUUGAAUUGAAAAUUUUAUUCUUAAAAACUGUGAACUCACAUCAAUAUUAAUUUGGUUUUAUUGCACUUACCUUCACUUUGGCAGAUAUCAUUUCAGAAGGAUGGAUUUGUUAAACAAUUACUCCCUUUUGGUUAAAACUACCACAACAGUUGUAUAUGUUGUGAAAUUCUGAUGAAAAGUAGCUUCAACUAUUACAGAUAGUAAUAUCUUCUGUAAUGUUUAUUGCAAAUUGUAUGAAUUAUUCUUCUACAAGAUGCUUAGAGGCAGUAGAGAAGAGGGGCCAGUAUAAUACAAUUUGACCUGUCAACCACUCUUCAUUAAGUGUGUGCAAUUCUUCGGAUAUGCAAUUUAAAUACACAUUUAAAAAAUGUUUUUGCAAGACUUAUUUAGAAAUAUUUCUUUGUGCUAUUCCUUUCCAAGAAAGAAUUAUUUAUACUGUAAAGAUUAAUUGGUUUAAAAUUUUGUUAGUUUCAUUAAUGUGAAAUAAAUCCUUCAACUAGCUAGAUAGCAGUGUGCAGAGAUUAAUUAGAAGUUAAUUACUUUUAAAGAAUCUUACACCAUUGUUCUACUGGACAUACGGGACAGAUUUGGUGAAUGUGCAUUACUUCAAAAGUAAAUAGUAUGUAGAACUGAUGACAACAUGACAAAAUAAAGGCUAUAAUUAGUGUAUGGAACAUCAUACCUAGAUUUUGACAAGUUUUUAUUGAGUGUAUCACAACACCAAUUUCUCUUGAGAAUGAUACCCUCUUGAUAAAGAGACUGACAUUGUUGAACUUUUUUCUCCCAACUGCAUUAAUGUGGAGAUCAUUUGGCACACUGUGAGGUCAUUAAACUGUUAUUUUUUACAGCAAUAUAAGUAUCCCUCAAGUUCAGUUAUUUAUACUUAAUUAAAAAGCAGAUUUUUGUUCUUGGUAAAAGUGUCCUUGAAAGAGAAACUUCACAACAAAAUGUGUCAAUGUGUCCUAUUUAUACAGUUCAAUAUUAUGCACAUACAUACAAGUAAGCAAACAAGUAAAUUAUAGGUGCAAAGUGGUGGCAUUCUGUUAUUAAAUGAAUUAUACAAGCAGUAUCCACUGCCUUAUGAUUUCAUUGUUUGGAAGCAAUGUAUGUGUACAUUGAUUUAUGUAACCAGAAAAUGUACUGCAGCUCUGUUAUAAAAAAAUUGAUUUCUUGUAUUUAUUUUUUCUCAACAUCCUUUUUUUUCUCUCUCUCUCUCUCUCUCUUUCUUUUUUCACACAAGUAUACACAAGUCCCAGACCUAGUCCUGAGAAUUGCCAAUGCCUUGUUGCAGGGUACCCAAAAAAUAAAACAAACAAAAGAAAAAAAAAUACCUUGUCGGUUUUGGUAUCGUUUUUCAAUAAGCAAAACCACUGGGUGUAAAACAAGUAUGUUCUCAUUCCUUACUUUUCAUAAAAAGGAAUGCAGUUGAAAAUGUGGUUUGUUUGAGCUGUUUAUCAUUCAGGAGAAACUUCUUAGUUGUAAGUCUUGUACAUUUGUAGGACAUGUUAGUAUAUUCUUCAAUAAAUUUGUCAUUGAAGUUUCGGAGCAAGUGUGAAUAAUAAUUUCUAAUGGGAAUGAGCCAACAUACCUGUUACAAAAGACCGAAAACUUGCCUUAACGUGAUAUUUUAUUGUGAAACUUUGAAUUUCCUAUGGAAUACCUGCAAAUGAAUUAUCAGUGUGCUGAAUUAUGAAAUUUGCACGUGUUCAGUGCAAACAGGUGCUCUUUUGCAGCAGGCAUGUCCACUGUACAAGCCCUCACAAUUUGAUUCCAUUUACGUUAGACUUUAUUUAAAGAAGGAAUGUAGGUGCCCAAAGACAUUUGUUGAACAUAUCUACUUUUGCAUUUGUUUGCAUCAGUGCUUGAACCUAAUGUUGCAAAGUAUUGCAACAGAUGUACUACAUAUUUUAAACAAUUUGAAGUGUUGAGAAGUUGUUAAUAGUCAUUCUGGUGGGUGCAGAUUUUUAAGUGGUUUUCAUAAAACACGUGAAGACAGCAUGAAGUCUUGUAUCUUGUAAAGUGAAAUGUAUUUAGGCUCCACCAUGAUGUGAAGUAAUAGAGGAUGACUGCAGCUUUAUUUUAUUUGAUUUGUAUUUUUUUCUUCUUCCAAAGCACAGAAGUGUUUGGAUUGACCAGCUAAUAUUUUACUGAAGCUGGUUUAUUUUAUAUUGUAUUGCUUUACUGCUUAGUUCAGUGAAAGAAGUUUGAAACAGUGAUGUGCAAAAUAGUAAACUUUAAAUGACUAUAAUGAACUUAAAAAACUUCAAGAAAGUGUUAACAAAUUAUAAGCAAUGAAAUUUUCUUAAAUCUGAGGAAUGAAAUGUGGAGUGAUCUGUUUAUUAGUGAGCGAGGAUGGUGGUGAAAGUUGUGUAAAUUCGCUUUUUAUUUUAUUUUUAUUUUCAAAAAAAAAAAAAUAUUCCCAGGUUUUGAAAGUUAAUAUACUAUAAAAUGCGGAAUUAUUUCAGUUCUUUGUGGAAAGGAAGAACUUGUAAUGCAUUUUAUGUAAUUGUUGAUUCAAAACUACAUGACCCAAUUUGUGCUAAUUUCGUAAUCAGUUUGAUAAUCUUUAAUUUUGUGGGACCAAUUCCAUAAAAUAUGUGGGAUAGGUCCCUCUUCAGCAGGCUUUUGUUCCAUGAUACUGCAAUGUUUGGAAUAUUACUUUGGGUAAACCACAAUCCCAAGAAAUGCAUAUGUUUUGUGUAUUCAGAAGAGGGCUCCUUAUUUGGACUGUAUACUUAUACAGUGUUUUUUCUUGUUGGAAUGCCUGUCUGUUGAGGUGAAUAUGAACAAACAAGUCAAAUUGUGAUAUAAUUUCAAUAAAAGCUCAGCUGGUCUGUGUACUGUAUACUAGAGCAGAGUUUCUCAACUAUACUGAAACAUCAGUGCAUUGUUGUGUAAUAUUCCCUCCCCUAAUGAUAUUAGAUUAUACUCAUUUGUCUCAACCUUCAUUACUACUCUCCUUCUCAUUUUUCCCCCCUCUGUUUUUUCAGUUUACACCCAACACCCUCUGUCAUUUAAAGCUUUUAAUUUCUUUGUUAAAGGAGGCUAAUUAUGCAUGCUGCAUUAUGAAUACUUUAACCCUUCCCUUUGUGUUUCAUUUACUGUAUAAAAAACUAUAGCUUUCUACAUUUCAUAACAAAAGCAACAAAAAAAACUAACUAACAACUGAAUGUCUUACAAAACUUUCUGAACUUCUGUGGCAGUUGUAUCAUUCAAUUACUUCAUGAUUCAUUAGUUUUGUGAUGUUUUCGUUAUUAGUUUAUUUUCUUUACCUCUUGUGAAACAAUGCACUGUGUUUGAAUGUUCUUCCCAUGAAUGUUGUGUGUUUUGUUGUUUUUUGUUACUAUUCCUUUAACAUACUUCAUUGUAAAGCUACUAGUAAGUUGUAUUGAUAAGAGACCUUUUGAGGCAGCUUAUAUUUGUAGAUACUUUGGUUCCCUUAAGAGGAAAAUGCUUCAAGUGGUAUUUUAUUUAAUAUAACAUUUUGAAAGUUGUACACCACUUUAAAAUCUUAUCUUAUUCUAUUAUUUCCACCUGUUUUUCUCAGUGGAACUGUUGGGAAACAAUGCAAUCUCUGUGAAGAGAAGAAUUAUUAGAUAAUGAGAAAAUGCAAAUAGAAAAUGUGUUUAUUAGAGCAGAAUAGGAAAUGCAAAAGAACACUUGCAAAACUUCAACAAGAUACAAAAUUACAAAGUUUUCACCUGGGUAGUACAUUGAAAUGUUUAUAAAGUAGUAAAAGCGCAAGUUAUAUACAUUUAAUACAUUUUGUGUGUGUGGGAGGUAGAAUUUUGAAUAGUUAAUUAUCCAUGUCGUUUUUGUUGUUUUGUUGAUUUUAUAAAAAUAUGUAAAAUUUCACAUAAAAAGUUAACAUAUCUGUUUCUUCUAUGUUUAUUAAAUCUAUUAUUUUCAUAUUCCAUUUUACUCCCCAAGUAUUGUGGGUGAGUAUUGGUUUUAUAUCCUCAAAUUGCUGCUAUAAAAAGUGCUUUCUUUUUGGAAUCAACAUUUACUGGUGUAUGCCUUAUGUGGGGGCUAUUUCUUACUAGUAAAACAAAAAAAAUUACAAAUAAUGAAAAUGUUUCUCUCCUUUGUGUAAUUUAGAGGUAAAAUUCUUUUACUCUUAGUAUUCAGAUGGUUGUUUUCAUUUUAUUGAAUAUUUCAUAACAAGUAGCCUGUGCUUCAUCUCCAUAUACAAAAUGGAUGUAAAUUCAACUGUUUUAUAAUGUAACUGGAACAAGAUAUUUAUUAAUUUCUUCGCAAAUGAAGUUGUACUUAUGUUGUACUUACUUAGUAUGGAAGUUGUUUAAUUUGGAAGAAGUUAUAAUGAAGUUGAUAAGAUGUUCCCUGUUUCCUUCAUGUCUUUUUUUGCAAAAACAAAAAAAAUCACCUGUAAGAAAAGGUCAAAAAAGGCAGUGCCAGAGAUUCUUUUAUUUUUAGAUGGGGGACAAAUUAAAAAAUAUAAUGUAACAAGUAUGUAAAGUGAAUAUUCUUAUUGUAUUGUACAAAUUAAUUUGAAUUCAAUAGUUGAUAUAAAUUUUGUUUGAUUGAAACCAGUGUAGUUAUUUGUAGAAAUUGUUCUGAGUUUUGUUUUUGGAUUGAUUUUAUAUUUAUGUUUGUGGUAUGCAUUGCAAUAUAUUCUUACUGGGCUUCUUUUUGAAAGACAUGGUGCAUGCCAUUAUUCAAUGAGAAUAAAAAUGUAAUCAAUUAA